Molecule: messenger RNA, 2480 nt
Organism: Octopus bimaculoides (California two-spot octopus)
Lineage: Eukaryota; Metazoa; Mollusca; Cephalopoda; Octopoda; Octopodidae
Biological process (GO): G protein-coupled receptor signaling pathway; cell surface receptor signaling pathway
Cellular component (GO): extracellular matrix; membrane
Molecular function (GO): protein binding; G protein-coupled receptor activity
Source: RefSeq, a predicted model, not a curated record
AAAUCCAUCCAGGUCUAGGAAGACAUGAGAUUAAUCUACGUCUAAAAAUGUUUUAUCAAUUGAAAUUGAGUUCUGUAUUGGUACUCUUUAUGAGAUUAUGUUUGGAGUCUCAUGCUGCGUCAGACAUUUGCAGCAUAUGCAAAUGUCAAUAUUCUAAGACAGAUAUAGAUUGCUCAUCUCGGGGACUGACGUCGGUCCCACAACCCAUUCCACCGAAUGUUGAAUCUUUAAACUUGAAUUUUAAUAAUAUCAAGGAAAUCCAAUCAGUCACCUUCAAAAAUCUGUCAAGUUUAAUAACUCUAUAUUUGGAUAAUAAUAAUAUCGUAAAACUUGAAGCAGCUGCUUUCCGUGAUCUUCCCAGUUUGAUAACACUAUUUUUGAAUGAUAAUGAUAUCAGAACAAUUGAAGUAGGGGCCAUCCAAGAUCUGUCCAGGUUGACAACACUAUAUUUGCAUAAUAAUAAUAUCGGAAAACUUGUAGCAAAAGCCCUCCAUAACCUGCCAAGUAUGAGCACACUAUAUUUGCACAAUAAUAAUAUCGAAAAAGUUGAAGUAAGAGCCUUCGGUGACGUGCCCAAUUUAAGUAAACUAUACUUGAGUCAUAAUAAUAUCAAGGAAAUCCAAUCAGACACCUUCCAAAAUCUGUCCAGUUUAACAGAUCUAUACUUGAGUCAUAAUAAUAUCAAGGAAAUCCAAUCAGACACCUUCCAAAAUCUAUCCAGUUUAACAGAUCUAUAUUUGCAAAAUAAUAAUAUCGAAAAAAUUGAAGUAAGGGCUUUCCAUGACCUGCCCAGUUUAAAAUUUCUAUCUUUGAGUUCUAAUGAUAUCACAGAAAUCAAAGCAGACACCUUCCAAAAUCUGUCCAGUUUAACAAACCUAGAUUUACGUUCUAAUAAUAUGAAGGAAAUCAAAGCAGACACGUUCCGAAAUCUGCCCAGUUUAACAAAUCUAUAUUUGCAAAAUAAUAAUAUCGAAAAAAUUGAAGUAAGGGCUUUCCAUGACCUGCCCAGUUUAAAAUUUCUAAACUUGACUCUUAAUGAUAUGAAGGAAAUCAAAGCAGACGUCUUCCGAAAUCUUCCCAAAUUAACAAAGCUAGAUUUGCAAAAUAAUAAUAUCGAAAACAUUGGAGUAAGAGCUUUCCAUGACCUGCCCAGUUUAAGCAGUCUGAAUUUAAGUUCAAAUGAUAUGAUAGCAAUCAAAGCCGACAUCUUCCGAAAUCUGUCCAGUUUAACAACUCUAUACUUGCCAUUUAAUGAUAUGAACGAAAUCAAAGCAGAUACUUUCCGAAAUCUGUCCAGUUUAACAAAUCUAUAUUUGCAAAAUAACAAUAUUGAAAAAAUUGACGUAAGAGCUUUGCAUAAUCUGCCCAGUUUAAGUUCUCUGAAUUUAAGUUCAAAUGACAUGUGGGCUAUCGAGGCCGACAUCUUCCGAGGUCUGUCCAGUUUAGCAACUCUAUACUUGACUUAUAAUGAUAUGAAGGAAAUCAAAGCAGACACGUUCCGAAAUCUGCCCAGUUUAACAAAUCUACAUUUGCAAAGUAAUAAUAUCGAAAUCAUUGAAGAAAGAGCCUUUGAUGUCCUGCCCAGUUUAGGAUAUCUGGAUUUAAGUUCAAAUUAUAUGAAAGAAAUCAAAGCCGACAUCUUCCAAAAUCUGUCCAGUUUAACAACAUUAUACUUGAAUUAUAAUGACAUGAAGGAAAUCAAAGCAGACACGUUCCGAAAUCUGCCCAGUUUAACAAAUCUAUAUUUGAAAAAUAAUAAUAUCGAAAAAAUUGAAAUAGAAGCUUUCCGAGACCUGCCCCGUUUAAGUUCUUUGGAUUUAAGUUCAAAUGAUAUGAAGGCAAUCAAAGCCGACAUCUUCCGAAAUCUUCCCAGUUUAACAAAUCUAUACUUGGCUUAUAAUGAUAUGACGGAAAUCAAAGCAGACACCUUCCGAUAUUUGUCCAGUUUAACAAAUUUAUAUUUGCAAAAUAAUAAUAUCGAACAAAUUGAAAUUCGAGCUUUCAAUGACCUGCGCAGUUUAAUAUCUCUGGAUUUAAGUUCAAAUGAUAUGAAGGCAAUCAAAGCCGACAUCUUCCGAAAUCUUCCCAGUUUAACAAAUCUAUAUUUGACAUUUAAUGAUAUGAAGGAAAUCAAAGCAGACACCUUCCAAAAUCUGCCCAGUUUAACAAACAUAUUUUUGCAAAAUAGUAAUAUCGAAAAAAUUGAAGUAAGAGCGUUUCAUGAUCUGCCCAGUUUAAGAACUCUGGAUUUAAGUUCAAAUGAUAUUAAAGCAAUCGAAGCCGACACCUUCCGAGAUCUGUACAAGUUAAAAACACUAUAUUUAACCUUUAAUAAUAUGACGGAAAUCAAAGCAGGCGCCUUCCGAAAUCUGACCAGUUUAACACAUCUAUACUUGUAUUCAAAUGGUAUCCAGGCAAUCACAGCGGACACCUUCGGAAAUCUGUCCAGUUUAAAAUAUCUGUAAGUCGAAUCAUUAAUU